This is a messenger RNA of Procambarus clarkii (red swamp crayfish), 2116 nucleotides long. NCBI's taxonomy places the organism in Eukaryota, Metazoa, Arthropoda, Malacostraca, Decapoda, Cambaridae. The record is from RefSeq and is a predicted model, not a curated record.
AUGUACUACAUUCUUCAGCAUGUCGGCGAGUGGCACUUUCUCGAGGACCAGUUGGGAAAGGCCAUACAGGAGCCCCUGGUGGUGGUGGGCGGAGGUCGCCUAGUAGUGGGGCAGGACUUGGACAUUCCUGAUGGAGGCUUCAGCAUCAGCCAGUCACUUCAUGCUGAGAUUGCUGACUUUCUCUUGUACGAUGUUGCUCUAACAGCACCAGAGAUGAUCACUUUCAUGUCCUGUCAGCAGAACAUAACACAUGAUCCCGUCAUUUAUCUGGACGGUAAUGGCACCGUCCUCCGCGCUGUUGGCGAGACGGAGGUAUCACGGGUCAGCGAAACACAAGUGUGUGAGAAGGCUGAGGGUUACACCCUGUUGUUUCCUGAGCGGAUGAAUUUUUAUGAAGCCGUCAUAUGGUGUGGUACACUGCAGGGCAGCGUUGCCCUCCCAAGAAGCAAGAAGGAGAACGAGGAGAUCCAUGACAGGUUCCAGCGGUUCAACGACGUGUGUCUGGACGGUUGGGGUACUAUUUACUACUUGGGUGCAGUGGGUAACUCGACCACCGAGAAGUGGUCGGCAGUGGUCGAUGGCGGCCCGCUGACCUGGGAUAACUUCGACCCCGGAUGGAACAAACCAACCAACGGAUACACUUGUUCCAGUGUAGGCUCACACAUUUUUCCCUACAUCUGGUUUUCUGCCCCUUGUAACAACAAAAUGUGCGCCCUCUGUAACUUCAGGUCGCACCCUGAGCUUCGCAUUCGCGGUCUUUGCACCUCAUCUUUGUUUGACAGAAUUUUCUACCUCCACGAUUACGAAAACGAUCGGCCAGCGUUUGACGGGCUGGAGCAGAGCCGCAUAUACUGGAACAACGACACCUGGGUGAUGGAGAGUCGUGUGCAUGAGGGACUGCGAGCCCUCAUGGUGGCGGUGAGGACGCAGGAGUACCCACUCGGCCUGCACACCUGGGCCAUCCAUCAGGACAAGUGCCAUCAACCACAGGUAGAGCUGCUGCUGACGUCAUGCGGAAGAGACGACUACACCUGCAACAGUGGCGCCUGCAUCAGCAAGCGGCGCCGCUGUGACCUCAUCACUGACUGCAGUGACCUCAGUGACGAGUUCGACUGUGAUGUCAUAUACACGCCCAGUGGGUACUCGGCCGCCUUGCCUCCCCCGAAGCUGUCCUCUGAGCCCCUACCACUCUUCUUCUCUCUAACCAUAACCUCCAUCAGGGAAUUCAAUCUGGUUGAAUUUACCUUAGUGCUGGACGCCAUUGUGAGCCUCAGAUGGCACGACAGUCGUCUCAUCUUCCGUAACUUACAGGAGGACUUCCGCGCCAACAAGGUGAAGGAUCCCAGCCGCGUGUGGCAACCGGGGGUGUUUAUCAGAGACGGCACAAGGGGCGCCGUUGACGCUCAGCCACGAUCCCAGGCCCUCUUCGUCGUCCUCGGAGGGCAAACCCUAGCAGACGAUGACGCUGUUGUUGCCGAAGGUGCGCAGUUCAGGGGUUUUGUAUGAAAUGUAGAUAAAUGUUAAUUCUCAACAACAGUUUAUUCUCAUUUGGCUUUGCAAUUUUGGCGCCAGUUUGAAACACAACCCGCAUACAUCGCCGAGGUGAUUGUUGUUGUUGUAUUAUCCACAAGUAAUAAGGUGUCUCAGAUCUCACAAGCUUAAUUAUGUCCUUCUCACCAUGGGUUCCGUUAUUAUAAGCAUUACAUUAUUAUAUUCCAUAAUACAACCUUUUUGAGUUUCCUAAAGAAAAAUCAUAUGGACACGACUCAGAUACUGAGCGACCAAUGGUAAUAGAAUAUCUGAACAAAUAAGUUCUGAUGCUUUAUAGUUGAAUUAAUCCUUUUAUAUAAUUCCAGUUUAUUGUUGCUUUAAGAAAGGUUGAGUUAUUGAGAAAUAACCCAACAAGUUAUUUCCUCCACUCACAACUCGCCUUACACAAGAAUAUGUUAAGAAUAUUUUUUAUUGAAAAUGAUGGAAGCAUUUACUGUAAUAUAAAUUUUAUUUUAAAAUAUAUUCUGAUUAGACACGAAUGUGUCUAAUAAUAAUAAAAUUUGCUAAAUUUAUAAUUAGCACAGGAUCUAAGAAAAUACAUGUUUGUACCCAAAAGCAAAUUUAA